GCGUAGCGGCUUCUUGUAAUGGCGACCGUGCCGUAGAUGUGCCUAGGUUUGUGAAAAUGAAGCGAAGAAGAAGUUAUUUCUUUUAAGUAAAACGCCGAGGUUCCCCGGAGGAGGACUUUGCGUCUACAAGCAUCAUCUUUAUCAGUGGUAAACUUAGCUGUACUUUUGAACUUUUAUGCCCUUUGAAAUGAUGAAGCUCAAGUCAAACCAAACCCGGACGUACGACGGGGAUGGCUACAAGAAGCGGGCCGCCUGUCUGUGUUUCAGGAGCGAGACUGAGGAGGAGGUACUGCUGGUGAGCAGUAGUCGACAUCCUGACAAGUGGAUAGUUCCUGGAGGGGGAAUGGAGCCCGAGGAGGAGCCCAGUGUUGCUGCAGCUCGAGAAGUGUGUGAAGAGGCCGGUGUGAAGGGGACUUUAGGUCGCUUAGUUGGAGUAUUUGAGAACCAAGAGAGGAAACACAGAACCUACGUCUACGUUCUUAUUGUAACAGAGUUGCUGGAGGACUGGGAGGACUCGGUCAACAUUGGGAGAAAAAGGGAAUGGUUUAAAAUAGACGAUGCCAUGCAAGUGUUGCAGUGUCACAAGCCUGUGCAGGCCACCUACUUCGAGGCUCUCCAGGAGAGUUGCCCGACCAGUAAUGGAACACCUUUGGUGGCAACGAUAGGCGGGGACCUUUCCCCUACCUACAGCAUCAAUCAGAGCUCCGUCUCGGGUAUCAGAUAACUAAAACUCUGACACCUCCGGGAGUUUUCGCCACCACUUGCGCUCUUACUUGUGUCAUUUCUCUUCUCUGUUCUUUUCUCUUCUGUCUAAAUAACAUGGUUUGCCUUGCCAACUCCUUUGUGCCAGAACUGUGGCGCAGACCUGAUGACAAGUGUUGGGUGAAUAGUCUGAAACACUUUGUAAAUGUAAUUUUCGACCCCUAUUUUUUUUUUUGUUUGUUUUCUUUGUACUGACAACUGCAUGAAAUGUCUCCUCGCUCCCCUCAUUCUCUUUCCUUAACGCGCCCUUAGCGUGGUGUUUAUUGAAUGCAAGAACUACUUUUUACUGUUGUAAUGUAAAAGUGUAUACUUAGUGCUUACGCUGAAGGCUUUUGGUGGUCUUUUUAAAGUCUCCUCCAUUUUUUUUAAAAAAAUUUUUUUCCAGUUAUUUCUCUGUGAAUGAAUGUGCCCAUUAGUGUACUCUCUCCCCUGUUAAUAAGGAAAGGAAAUGUUGUCUGUAUCUGAAUGAACACAAUUGUGGGAAGUGACUUGUCUUGCAUGAGCACUGUUAUGUUGUGUCUCACUCGCUCGAGUGACCUGAUGCUGACUGUGCAACAGACUUGUGGUAAGGUCUUUGUUUAGCUCCUUAUCGUGGUUUUUGAUGUCUCUUGAAUCCGAAGGAUUUGGCCCCUCACUAGUUCUUCAAUUUCAAGUGUGUUUCUCUCUCAUUUGGGAAGCUAGCCAAGCACUACAGGUUUCACUCUCAAACAGAGCAUAUAGACUGUAAAGAGAGACUAUCCACAUACAAUGUCAAAUUACCACCUUUCUCCUCAGUGUCUUUACAUCCUUUUUUAAUCCCUUAUUUUUUUUAUUCUUUCCUUACAAAGUCUUCCUCCACAUACUGAGAGGGUAGAAGUAGUAGAGCUUAAAAUCAUUGGGUCAUGGUAAUUUCAAAAUGCAGCACAUAUCACUUAAGUUAUUAAAACCAAUUUCCAUAUUUAACUCCUCACAUUCAGUUUGGUUAAAAGCAAUUGUUUACACUGUUCGUAACAGCACAGGUGACUAGUGGGCACUCAUGGUCAUAUUUCAUUUAUUUUUAUUUUUAUUUUUUUUACCCCAUUCUUUUUAAGUAUAGUAUUUAAUCGGCAUCCCAAAAACACUCAAAACACCUGCUUGACAUCGAAAGUAAUGGAAUCUAUAACGCUGAUGCAGAACAAACAAACCUUGUACAGUUUGAGACCUCGUUUUUUAACAUGUAAAAUGCUUUUGGAUACUAGUUAUUGUUUUUAUGUUUUUCUCUCAAACGUCUGGCAAAAGUCUCUUUAGCCGAGCUGCGUCACUUGGCCUCGAUGUGGCAGGGGCAGCUGGCUCAAUACUGUGAAACUGGAGGCUCUGUAGAUAGCACGUUAGAGGUUUUUAUUGUAAAUUGUUUAUUUCUGUAUAGAUCAAAGGUGUGAGUACAAAUGACAAAACACCUCUUGCACAUCUGUGAUGUCGUGUCCGACAUGUCAUUUCAACUGAGGCUGGAAGAAGUGAUUGGCGUUGGCUUUGGAGCUGUUGGGAACUUUCUCUUGAGAUAGCAUACAGUACAUCUGAGGCUAAAGAACGAGGCAUGUGGCCGUGGUUGUUGGUGAGAGUGAAAAGUCUACAAUAGAAUAUUCUCAAAUCCUUCCUUUUCACUUAGACCAAAACAAAUUUGUAACCUUAAGUGAUACUGUUGUUUUUUGGCCAAGCUAAAGUCUUGAGUUUCCAAACCACUACUUAGUUAAAAAGUAAAGCAGACCUGAAAUUUCUUUUCAAGCCAGCAGCUGUUCACUGUCGGUGUGUUUUCUCAUAGGCUUUCUUUGAUUGGUCUUUCUAAAAAAGGGAAACAUGAUUGUCGUUUUCUGUCCAUAUUUAAACCUGUAAUAAGAGUUUUUGACCACUUGGGAGCUGUGGAAAACAAGCUGUAAACACAACAUUGACAUUGUUUUUUUUUUAACAUUAUAUGGCAAACUUGUUGGCAAAAAGUUGACAUAUUUACACAUACAGCAUAUACUGUAUGCUAUAUGGAGCAAAAUUGGCAGACGUUAUGUCUUUUAAUUUUUUUUUUUUUUAGUACAUAUAAGUCAAUGAUUACCUUUCCAGCAUUCAAACUACAGCUCUAAUUGGGUUUUGAUCUUGCGCCUAUGGCUAAGACUCAUGGGAGCUGUAGUUUUUGAAUGGCAACAAAAUAAGCAAAAUUGUUUUAAUCUUUGGUUAAAAUGAUGGGAUGCUCAAAAUUUACUGUCCAGGACAGUAGCAGAUGUUCAUUUAACUUUGAAUAGGGACAGAAAACUCAAGUAUCGUGAUUCAGUCGACCAGAAACGGGGGGGGGCUUCAUGGGACAGCGGUUCCCAAACUUUUUCAUGUGAAGGACCCCUAAAUUGACACAAAUUAGACCCCCCCCCUCCAAAAAGAAAAAGUCCAAUUAUUUCAAAAGCCUAAGUUGGUAUAUUACAAGAAUAUUUAAAAACAUAAAAUAAGUCCUAAUAUUUCAAGAAGUUGAACUACUAGUUCUGAUUGACAGUAUAUGUGAAAGGAGUCUAAGGCUCCUUCCCAACAGUUUGAGCCUUUGAACUGUUCUGUUGCUGUGUAUCAGAAAGGUGAGGUGGCCAAAGUCUUGCUUUAUGAUGCUCUACCUGGCACUUCAUAUGAGCGUUUGUGCUGAUUAGACCUUUAAGUCUGUAAGGAAAUGUGCAAUCGGAUGUUAAGGGGAUGAACCUUUUUUUUUUUUUUUUUAUAUGGUUUGGAAGAAAAAAAUCUAAAACCUUUCUUAAGUGAUUGGCAAUUUGCUCUUGGUGGUUGGAUGCCGGUGACAGGUACUGUCAAAAUGAAUGUGAGGAGGAUUUCUACAAGUAACAGCCAGUGAUUUAAUUAAUGACCACUUGUUCUUGAUCUAUUUUUUUCUUUUCUUUAAUCUGUUGUGUUAUUGACAAGCUAAUGUCUUGUAUAUAGCUAACACAGCACCCUUACAGCCAGAGGACACACUGGCGUUGGUCAAUAAGGAGUAGUCUUUUUUUAUUAUUAUAAACCACUCCCUGCUAACUUAAAAUUCAGGCACUUCCUGUUAUAAGUAAAGUGAUUUUGGCUGAAGUUCAGGAGGGAAUUUAUGAAGUACAUGUAUCCAUAUAAGCACGUUGGAGGCAAAAGGCGUCGGACCUUUCUUCACAAUUGGCUCUUUUGAACUUGGGGGAAGGGGGGGGGAUGAAUUAAUGAUAGAACAAUUAGAGCUUCAGAUGAAGUCACUUCUUUUAAUUUACCAAAAGUGGUGGUUUAAAUAUGUAUUGCCUCAUCUUGUGGCCAAAGCAACAAUGAAAAAUGAAAAGCACAUCACUUUGCAGCUGAGGAUUGUAACAGUUUCCUUUAGCACGAUGACAUCAUUUUCAUGACUAAAUGACUUCACUAAUUAGAAAUGGAUUGAAAAAGCUGCUAAAAGAUUACCCCAAAUACUAGUAAUUAAAUGAACUGAACAUGUGCACCCGACCUCAGCCUUGAAGUUACAUAACUUGCAAUUGUGUUCUCCAAGGUAUACGUGUCACUGGAAUUUUUCUUUUCCUCUCUGUCAUUUGGGACUGGAAUUAAACCAGUGCAAGAAGACUGAAGAUUGUAAUAUAAAUGUGCCAACAAAUAAACACCAGUAUUUCACAUUCA
This is a messenger RNA of Perca fluviatilis (European perch), 4374 nucleotides long. RefSeq names its product nudix (nucleoside diphosphate linked moiety X)-type motif 3b (gene nudt3b). The record is from RefSeq and is a predicted model, not a curated record. Gene Ontology annotation, biological process: diadenosine hexaphosphate catabolic process; adenosine 5'-(hexahydrogen pentaphosphate) catabolic process; diadenosine pentaphosphate catabolic process. Gene Ontology annotation, cellular component: nucleus; cytoplasm. The coding region runs from base 176 to 724 and encodes 182 amino acids. Gene Ontology annotation, molecular function: bis(5'-adenosyl)-pentaphosphatase activity; endopolyphosphatase activity; diphosphoinositol-polyphosphate diphosphatase activity. Lineage: Eukaryota; Metazoa; Chordata; Actinopteri; Perciformes; Percidae. The transcript has 5 exons.